UCAAUGCUUUUUAUAUAGGCAGGCUUUACUUCAGGAAUUUUCCAGUUUCACAAAGCUUUAUUUAUUCAUUUGUCUCAUAUCAGAUCUCAUUCAUUUUUGCUCAUGCUUACAGAUCAGUGAAGUAUAAAUAAGAUACAUAAAUUCAGACAACAGUUUCCACAUCCUUCAAAAAAAUAUGUAGGCAAGUGGAUACAGCUCUCAGUCCAUUAGUCACUGAAUCCCGUUUCUGUUCAUGAGCUCGCUUGGAAAUGAAAGGUUGUGAAUCAAGUUCUUUGUUGGAUGAUUUUCUGAUAAGGGAAAUCAGGCUUACGCAUGAUCCAGAUGGAAGGCAGCUCGAUUCAGAGCUAUUGCUUCGCCUUAUAGAGAAUGUUUUUUGUUCAACACUGUCUGAUGUUUCUGAUGCUCAAUCCGAUGCCAAUAAUGUGAGAAGCAUUGAUAUGAUCGGAUCAGAAGAGCCACUUGGACGCACCAUAUACAAGAUCUCACAUGAGGUAAUUUUGUUCUCGUCUCUUUACCUCUCUUUAAUUGAGUGCACUGUGCACCUUUACGUGUGGUUCAUGAUAAUAGAGAAUUGA
This is a messenger RNA of Olea europaea var. sylvestris, 575 nucleotides long. Its product is annotated as protein SIEVE ELEMENT OCCLUSION C-like. The coding region runs from base 249 to 575 and encodes 108 amino acids. The record is from RefSeq and is a predicted model, not a curated record. The transcript is spliced from 3 exons. Lineage: Eukaryota; Viridiplantae; Streptophyta; Magnoliopsida; Lamiales; Oleaceae.